CCGCCGACGAUCAUGAUUGGAGUAAUUCCCCUCCUGGUGACGCUCUUCCACCUCUCCCUGCUUCCUCCCUCCUCCGCCCAAUACUUCCACUCCAAAUCCACCCCCGAGGACGGCGACUUCUUGACGGAGGAGAGUUCGUCCUUCGCCCACACUUUCGGGGGUCUGUCGCACAAACACGGCACUUUCUGGGACGGAUGGAUGAAAGGAUGGUUCGACGGACUCAAACUCUGCAGCGAGAAACACGGGUUCGGAGGAGGCGGUUCGGGUUACGGCUAUUCGGGCCCCUUAAAAAUAGGGCACGCCGACGGCACUCCCGUCCACCACUACGUCAAACAAGAACACGGAGCCCACAAGAGUUACAAAAGUUGGGGCAAAAAAUGGCACUGACCCCACUCCCGUCCCUCCCCUAUUUACGUAGUCGACAAGU
Messenger RNA from Centruroides sculpturatus (bark scorpion), 427 nucleotides. RefSeq lists its product as uncharacterized. The record is from RefSeq and is a predicted model, not a curated record. Bases 13 to 387 code for a protein of 124 amino acids. The transcript is spliced from 2 exons. Lineage: Eukaryota; Metazoa; Arthropoda; Arachnida; Scorpiones; Buthidae.